AUGCUAGGCAGGGCAGCAGCUCAAACUGAUCUGGCUACCCUCCAAACUGUACAGUACGUAUACGCAGGGGAUCAAUCCGCCACGAUCAUUGGCAUUCCGGCAUCCUUCGGCUCCUUCGCCAUUCUUUUAGUCCUGAUUCGUGUAUUCGGGCGUCUCUGGAUUACCAAGGUCGACUUGGACUGGGAUAACUACUUGAUUGUCCUCGCAGUGAUAUCUGCCUCGGUACUCAAUUUUAUCUGCUAUCCCAUGGCUCAUCUUGGGAUGGGAAAGGAUUUUGGGACGAUCCCGUUCCCCGACAUCGAUAUGACACUCAAGCUGCUUUACGUUGCCGAAAUCUUCUACAUGUUUGCCGAGAUGUUAGUACAAAUGUCCCUUUUGGCAUUUUACAUCCGCGUCUUCCGAGAGGCUUCCCUCUUCGUGAGACGAUCGUCUUGGACUUUGACCGCCAUCGUAGCGUGCUUCGGGAUCGCAAACACCUGUACAAUGAUCUUUCAGUGUACCCCAAUCCCCUUCUUCUGGUCUGGUUGGGCUGGUGAGAUGACUGGCAAAUGCAUCGAAAUCAACCUCUUCUCUUGGAUCCGUGCCGCCAUCGAAAUCGCAAUCGACGUCGCUAUUCUUUCAUUACCUCUCCCUAGUGUCGUCAAGUUGCAGAUGAGCUGGAAGAAGAAGGCUCAGGUCCUUCUGAUGUUUGCCCUUGGCUUUGUCAUCACCGUUGUCAGCAUCCUGCGUCUACAAUCCCUCAUCCAGUUUGCUAAGACAUCCAAUCCCACUUAUGACAAUUCGCCGGCCAUUUACUGGAGUGUCCUCGAAUGUGAUAUGUUCAUCAUCUGCGCCUGCUUACCCGCUUUACGAUCGGUUCUCUCCAAACUCGCCCCCAGGUUCUUUGGCACGACUCGCAAGAGGAGUUAUCCAUCUGGAGAUUACUAUAGACAUGAGGGCUCAAACCAGGACUCUGAGCGUCAGGUAUCCUCGCAUCACCUGAGAAGUCUAGAUAGUUCGGGGAAGAUUACGAAAAGCGUUGACGUAGAUGUCACGCAGGAACAAAGAACGGCAUCCGAUGAGGAUCUGGUCUACCCACCACGAUCAUACUACUUAUCCGAUAGCUAA
Molecule: messenger RNA, 1107 nt
Organism: Fusarium falciforme
Lineage: Eukaryota; Fungi; Ascomycota; Sordariomycetes; Hypocreales; Nectriaceae
Product: CFEM domain-containing protein
Exons: 7
Coding region: 1-1107 (368 amino acids)
Source: RefSeq, a predicted model, not a curated record